Molecule: messenger RNA, 2668 nt
Organism: Portunus trituberculatus (swimming crab)
Lineage: Eukaryota; Metazoa; Arthropoda; Malacostraca; Decapoda; Portunidae
Exons: 10
Coding region: 1-1371 (456 amino acids)
Molecular function (GO): oxidoreductase activity
Source: RefSeq, a predicted model, not a curated record
AUGCCUCACGCACUGACACGCAGACAACACCUGCAGAAAAUGUGGCUAACUCAAGUUGUUCGGGGCUGUGCAGCAAAGAGAUUGAUGACAAGACGAACAAGGAAACUGUGUGGCCUUGACAAUGAGCAACUAACAUCAACCACACAACAACUGUCUUCCUGUUACCACCCGAGCUCCAGUACAAGCUAUUCCAAUCGAGUCCCGUCACCACUGGGCAACUCUCGCUCCCCAAUCCUCCUCUCCCGCAGCUCCUUAUCGACCAAGAUGCCUCAGCUCUCCGACGAAAAGGCGAAAUUUACUGCCCCUGAUGGCCUUUCCACUAAGUACAGGGUGGAGGAGGUCCACCGUUACAUGGUGGACUGCAUGACAGCUGUUGGCACCCCUCAGGCCCAUGCAGCUGCCCUGGCAGAUGUGCUUGUUGCAGCUGACCGUCGUGGCCAUUACAGCCAUGGCCUCAACCGUCUGGAGAUGUAUGUGAAUGAUGUGAAGCAGAAGGUGUGUGAUGGCAAUGCAGAGCCCACCAUCACUAAGGAGAGUGUUUCCACUGCACUUGUCAAUGGCAACAAUGGCCUUGGACCUGUAGUGGGCAACUUCUGUAUGGACCUUGCCAUCAAGAAGGCCAAGGAGACAGGCAUAGGCUGGGUCUGCACCCGAGGAAGCAAUCACUAUGGCAUUGCUGGUUGGUACUCCAUGCGGGCCACUAAGGAAGGACUCUUGGGAAUGAGUGUGACCAACACAUCUCCCUUGGUAGCUCCCACCCGUGCUAAAAAGGCUGCCCUUGGGACCAACCCUAUCUCAGUGUCAGCACCAGGCAAAGACGGGGAUGACUUUGUGUUAGAUAUGGCAACAUGUGUGGUGGCAGUGGGAAAGAUUGAAGUGGAACGCCGGAAGAACAAGCCCAUUCCUGAGGGCUGGGCCAUAGACAAAGAUGGACAAAUCACUACUGAUGCCACUGAGGGCAUGCAGGGAGCCCUCAUGCCCCUUGGAGGCCCUGAACUGCAUUCAGGAUACAAGGGUUAUGGUCUUGGCAUGCUGGUGGAGGUCUUUUGUGGCAUCAUGUCAGGUGGUCAGUAUGGACCAAAUGUAAGGAAAUGGAUGAACACUGACAGGGAGGCAGAUCUGGGCCAGGCUUUCAUGGCGCUGGACCCGUCUUUCUUUGCCCCGGGCUUUGAGGAUCGCAUGAGUGAUUUGAUGAAUCACUGCCGCAAUAUGGAACCAGCUGAUGCCAGUAAGCCAGUGCUCGUUGCUGGAGACCCAGAGCGCCAACACAUAAACAAGGUAGAACAGGACGGUGGCAUCACUUACCACAUCAAUCAGAUCAACGACUCGUGGAAGCUGGCCAAGGCCCUCGGCAUCAAGCCAAUGGAAUGAAAUGUUGCAGGACAGAAAGCAGCCACAAUCCACUUUUCACCUGUUAUGCUCAGACAUAUUCAGGCAAUCAUAUGCUUAAUUUUCCUAGCUAAAAAAGCUACAACAUACUUUUCCCCAGCAUGUGCACUGUCACUUCUUACUCAGUACGUAUAUAUUUGGUAUGUUAUGAUUUUGUUAUACUGUUAAUAGAAUGUUUUUGUUAUUCUAUGUAAGUUUUAUUUGAUGUUAAAAAUUCUAAUUAGCUUGCUUUCUAUCAGUACAAUAGAUUCAAUAUAUCGAAAUUCAAUUUCAAGGCUUUCUAUUGAACAGAACACUAAUGUUUUGGACAAUGCCAGUUCAGUAGGGAUUUAUGAAGGACUUUUGUAUGUAAUAUGCGAUUAAUACAUAGUCAAAAUGCAAUGGCAACAAGGAAACUUACAUGUGUUAUCAGCAUUUCAACUCCAUUUUUCUCACACCACAACAAUCACAGCUUGCACAGACGGCUACUCAGUACAAAUAUUGUUAACUGAAUGCCUGACACUUGUUUAAUUGCUCAAUUUGUUGAUGUAGUUUGUAGGAAUAAUUAAACUACACAGGCAAUUAAAUCUACCUAGUACUCUAAGCAUAACUCAAUGGGAUGUCCCCGUUUGGUGCUACAUUUAGUACUACUGUUAAUGGCUUGAUUAGUGAAAACAUUAUGAAUAAUAGCUUUGGUAAAUGCUCAUAUAUAAAGGAGUGGUGGUGGUCUUUGACACAAUGCCCUCACAAUUCCCAUCUUGUUCAGCUGGAGUGUUUUAAGAUGUACAUUAAAGCAAUACAAUGUAAGUGCAAGAAAAGCAGCUGAUGACAAUUAUAAUCAGUUCCUAAAGUCAGCAAAAUUGUUCCUAUAUUGAGAUCCAGUUAUAUAAUUUACAUACAUGCUAAACAAUCACAUUUUGCACCACUGCCUUGUGACUUGUGUAAGGAAACACUCCAGACACUUGUGCAUGAUACACACAAGGAGGGUUAAAUAAAUCUCACUCUUUUGUCAUGGUGAAGGUAGGAAUGUCUUUGAUAUACACUUCAUUUUGUUAUGUACUUCACAGAUGUUAUUCUGCAUGGUGAUUACAUAGCUGAAUGCACACACUCAUAAGUUAACUAUUACUGCACAAAUGGGUAUGUUAUUUCAUUGCUGAAAAAUGCAUGAGCUCAAAAUACAUAGAUCUUAUGGGUUUUUGGGAAUAGGAUUUUUAAACUGGGAAUGACAUGCAAAUAGUUUCAUCAGUCAGACAGGCUGGUCACCUUAGAAUUACAUGUCAAUAAAAUACUAAUUUUCAAA